Drosophila montana is the source of this 2424-nucleotide messenger RNA. It is a transcript of the gene ATPsynbetaL, whose product is annotated as ATP synthase, beta subunit-like. The record is from RefSeq and is a predicted model, not a curated record. Gene Ontology annotation, biological process: proton motive force-driven mitochondrial ATP synthesis; proton transmembrane transport. Gene Ontology annotation, molecular function: ATP binding; proton-transporting ATP synthase activity, rotational mechanism; ATP hydrolysis activity. Bases 194 to 2296 code for a protein of 700 amino acids. NCBI's taxonomy places the organism in Eukaryota, Metazoa, Arthropoda, Insecta, Diptera, Drosophilidae. The transcript is spliced from 4 exons.
UAAGAUUGAAAAAUUCUCAUAAAAAACAAACUUUCAUUUGCAAACGUGGUUGACUCAAGUGCAAUUAAAAAGUAAAUGCGAAAUUAAACACAAAUUAAUUGAAAAUACAUUAAGAAAGAAUAAUUAGAUUCGUAAAAGACUUUGGUAAAAGUUUACUUUUUUUUUUCAAGUAUAAAGGCAAAAGAUAUUCAAUAUGUUGAUUUGGGCAAGAUUGGCCACGGCAUGUGCCAGAAUUGGAUUUAAGACAAGUCAGCAAGGAGGUUUGAGCCCGCAAGGGCAGCCGGCAAACGUGAAACUCUCAUUACAGACGCGCACACUUCAUACCGGGCUCAGGCUCGCCAAGGAUGACGACGAGAAAUGCAAGACCGAUGAGUCCUUCUUUAAGCCCUUGUGCCCCGACGAUGAUAAGGAGAAGGAAGCAGUUGCUGAAAAAGUAAGCGGCGGUGGAGGAAAAGACGAUUCUUGUGAAGAGGAGGGCGGUGGUAAAGGCAAGCCGGGCGCAGAAGGGUCUGGAACAGCUGUGGGCCAGUUGCUUGGAAAACGCCGCGAGGGCACUAUCCAUGCCGUGAUUGGACCUGUCAUUGAUGUUUACUUUCCGGACGAUGUCCCCGAAGUGCUGAAUGCCAUGGAGGUACAAGAUGCGCCAAUCGGUCGUCUGGUAUUAGAGGUCUUUCAUCAUCUGGGCAAUAAUGUGGUCCGCUGCGUCGCUAUGGAUGCCACAGAAGGGCUUAGGCGUGGCCAGAAAGUUAUCGAUACCGGAUUCCCCAUUCGAGUGCCCGUCGGAAAAAUGGUAUUGGGUCGCAUUGUGAACGUGGUGGGUGAUCCGAUAGACGAGCGCGGCGAGAUCAAGAGCGAGUUUUACUCGUUCAUACAUAAUGAUGCUCCGGAAUUGGUUGAAUUGAAUGUUAAACCGGAGAUAUUGUCGACAGGCAUCAAGGUAAUCGAUCUCUUGGCACCGUAUGUAAAGGGCGGAAAAAUUGGUCUCUUCGGUGGCGCUGGCGUUGGCAAAACUGUGCUAAUUAUGGAGCUAAUCAGUAAUAUUGCCCAAUCGCACGGCGGCUACUCGGUGUUUGUUGGCGCCGGGGAGCGCACACGCGAGGGUAACGAUCUGUAUCACGAAAUGAUCGAGACCAAGGUGAUUUCUCUUGAGGAUGAUACGUCAAAAGUGUCUCUCGUCUAUGGUCAGAUGAACGAGCCGCCGGGAGCGCGCAGUCGUGUGGUUUUGACUGGUCUGACCAUUGCCGAGUACUUUCGGGACAUCGAUGGACAGGACGUAUUGCUUUUUAUAGACAAUAUCUUUCGGUUCACCCAGGCCGGCUCCGAGGUGUCUGCGCUACUGGGUCGAAUACCCUCCGCCGUUGGGUACCAGCCAACGCUCGCCACCGACAUGGGCAUGAUGCAGGAGCGUAUUACCAGCACCAAAAACGGCUCGAUUACAUCCGUUCAGGCGGUCUAUGUGCCUGCCGAUGAUUUAAGUGAUCCGGCGCCGGCCGCUACGUUCUCUCACUUGGAUGCAACUACUGUAUUAUCGCGUCCAAUUGCUGAAUUGGGCAUUUAUCCGGCUGUGGAUCCGCUUGAUUCUUCGUCUCGAGUUCUCGAUCCCGAUAUUGUGGGUGAAGAGCACUAUAAUGUCGCCCGAGCCGUGCAGAAGACAUUGCAGGGCUACAAGUCCCUGCAGGAUAUCAUCGCUAUUCUGGGCAUGGACGAACUCUCUGAGGAGGACAAACUAACUGUGGCACGGGCACGUAAAAUGCAACGUUUUCUCUCUCAGCCGUUCCAAGUGGCCGAGGUAUUUACUGGUACUCCGGGCAAGUCGGUGCCCGUAGAGAAAUCGGUGGAUGGUUUUAAGCGUUUGCUAAACGGGGAAUACGAUGACAUACCGGAAAUUGCAUUCUAUAUGGUCGGCGAUAUAGACGAGGUGUUGGCCAAGGCAAAUCAAUUGGCAGCUACCAUGGGUCCCGAUGGAUCUGCCAAGCCGCAAGGCAAAGAUGACAAAGGAAAGAAGGGUGAGGAAAAAGGUAAGCCUGACGACAAGCAACCUAAAGCCGAUGCUAAGGCAGACGCUAAAGGAGAAGCUAAAGGAGAAGCUAAGGGAGAAGCUAAGGGAGAAGCUAAAGAUUCCAAGGAAAAGAAGCCGGAAAAGGGAAAAGCUGACAAGGACAAGCCCAAAAAUGAGCAACCAAAAUCAGAAGCUAAGGUCAAAAAGGAUGAAUCAAAAGACAAGAAGGAUAAGUCAAAAGACAGGAAGGAUGAACCAAAAGACAAGAAGGAUGAACCAAAAGACAAGAAAAAGUAAAUUUUGUGUUAGCCUUUAUUAUUAUGAAUUUACAAAUAUAAUAGAAAUACCCAUCACAUAUAACAAGUAUACAGAAGAGUUAUUUGUAUAAUGUUUAAAAACUUGAGACAUUUAUUAUUUUGCAAUUA